AUGGCGUGUUCAUUAACGAGGGAGAUAUUUUAUCAGAGUGAGGUCACAUCCAACCCUAUUUCUUCUCGUGAGUAUAAAAAGAGAAUCUAUCUAUCUAUCUAUCUAUCUAUCUCUCUCUCUCUCUCUCUCUCUCUCUCUCUCUCUCUCUCUCUCUCUCUCUCUCUCUCUCUCUCUCUUUUCGCGCUAGCCUGCGUGCCACAUCUAUCUUUCUUUCUUUUCCUUUUCUUUCAAUCUACCCAUUUUCUUUCUUUUUUCUUUCUUUCUUUCUACUCUACUUUCUACUUUGUUUCCAUCUUCUCCCCUUCUUUCUUUCUUACUUUCUAUUACCAUUCUUUUUCUUCUUUCUCCCCACUUUCUUCUUUUCUCUCUCCUCCCUUUCUUACUUUGUUUUUCAUCUCUUUUCUUUCUUUCUUUCUUCUCUUUCUUUCUUCUUUUCUAUUCCAUACUCCUUUUCUUUCUUUUUCUUCUUCUAUAUACUACUAUCCUUUUGACAAUUACGACUUUUUUAAUUCUCCAGAAGGAAAACCGGAUGUGACAGGAUGA
This is a messenger RNA of Acanthosepion pharaonis, 543 nucleotides long. The record is from the annotation of a GenBank genome assembly. NCBI's taxonomy places the organism in Eukaryota, Metazoa, Mollusca, Cephalopoda, Sepiida, Sepiidae.